This is a messenger RNA of Owenia fusiformis, 2724 nucleotides long. The record is from the annotation of a GenBank genome assembly. Lineage: Eukaryota; Metazoa; Annelida; Polychaeta; Sabellida; Oweniidae.
GUUACGGUGGGGCAGCGAGUAGAUGGGAACUCUCGAGAGAUUACGACGUGCUGCAACAGACGCCAUGUCCGGAACUGAAGCCAACGCGGAGGUCGGCACUGCGCCCAAUGAUGCUGCUGCGGGGACAGAAGCCAAUGCUCCCCCAGGGAAAACAGGUUUCAUGGACGAUGCCAAACAAAAAAUAUUGGAUGCUUUACAUAAACUGCCUUUGCCUAUGUGGGCAAUCAUCGCCAUAGGGAUAGUGGCCGUUCUACUUAUUCUGUGUAUCUGUUUCUGCAUAUGUAAGAAAUGUUGCUGUAAAAAGCGGAAAGACAAGAAAGGAAUUAAAGGAGGAGUUGAUCUUAAAAGUGUUGGAUUAUUAGGUGGCUCUUACAAAGAAAAGGUUCAACCUGACCUUGAAGAACUAGAGGUCAACAUGGAGGAUAAUGAGGAUGCUGAAAGUACAAAGUCUGUGGAGAAACUGGGCAAGCUGCAGUUCUCCUUGGACUAUGAGUUCCAGAAAGGAGAGGUGAUAAUUGAUGAAAGUGAAACAAAAUCAGAGCUGACUGUAGGCUGUAUCCAAGCGGCUGAUCUCCCUGGAAUGGACAUGUCCGGCACUUCUGACCCAUAUGUCAAAGUAUACUUACUUCCCGACAAGAAGAAGAAAUUUGAGACAAAAGUGCAUAGAAAGACACUUAAUCCAGUCUUCAAUGAAAAAUUUGUUUUCAAGGUACCAUACGCUUCUAUAGGAGCAAAAACUUUAGUUUUAGCAGUUUACGAUUUUGAUCGAUUCUCAAAACACGACCGUAUUGGUCAAAUCCAUGUUCCCCUCUCGUCAGUUGAUCUGGGGCGAGUCAUAGAAGAAUGGCGAGAUAUAGGCCGGCCAGAAGCUGAAGAAAAGGAGAAUAAACUUGGGGAUAUAUGCUUCUCACUCCGAUACGUGCCGACAGCCGGCAAAUUGACAAUAGUCAUUCUUGAAGCCAAAAACCUGAAGAAAAUGGACGUUGGUGGUCUUUCAGAUCCCUAUGUUAAACUCUCGUUGAUGCUAAAUGGGAAACGUAUUAAGAAGAAGAAAACAACAAUCAAGAAAUGUACAUUGAACCCCUACUAUAAUGAGUCCUUCUCCUUCGAGGUGCCCUUCGAGCAGAUUCAGAAAGUUACGCUGAUCGUGACUGUCGUGGAUUAUGAUCGUAUCGGAACAUCUGAGCCAAUCGGACGUGUUGUCCUUGGUUGCCAGGCAUCGGGUACAGAGUUACGUCAUUGGAGCGAUAUGCUGGCCAAUCCACGUCGUCCAAUCGCUCAGUGGCACACGCUACAGGAAAUGCCCGAGAAAUAAGCACUCAGGGUGCAUUAUGGGAUACUUAAGCAGAUGGACAUAUGGAUAACACACUGUUCUAUCUAUCACUUCUAAGUCAUUACCAUAUAAGGCAUUGAAUAGUCUUAUCACCUUAUUUGGUCAUUUAUUUUACAUGGAGAGGGAGCAUUCAUGAACAUGAAAAUCCAUGAUGACAUCAUUGGGAGAGGCCAUUAUUUGAUUCCCAAAAAAGGUGAAGGCUGAACUUAAGGGAGCGAUAUCACAAAAUCUCUUAGAGUUAUCACAUGAAUUGCGAUAGUGUACCUUACAUCGUAUACGUAGAAAUUAUAAUCACUUUUAGUAUGUUGGAAUUUCUCUAUGCCAAAAAACGAAACUUUACCUCGUUUGUGCAAGCAAAAACAGUCAUGUGUCGGAGACCAAAAAAUGAUGAUGUGUUCAAGGAUGACACACAAGAAAACAAUGGAAAGCAAAGCAACACAGUAAAGCAACACAGUAAAGCAACACAGCAAAGCAACAGAAACUUGUGUGUUGAUUGUAGAAGCAUAAGUGUAUAGUUGAAGAAUUUGUUCUUAAAUGGUUAAUAAUAAUGGUUAAUAAUCAUGUGUCAUAGCCCAUAGACUCAAUGAUUGAUUUGCGUGGUAAUGCCAUCUAUAGGCUGUUGGAUCCACCAGUAGGGGUAUUUAAUAAACUGAACCACCAUUGCAGGGGGGUCUGACAUAAUUCCAGGGGGGUCUUACUUCAUUACAGGGGGGUCUGACAUCAUAACAGGGGGGUCUGACAUCAUUGCAGGGGGUCUGACAGGAAUUCCACCUUUCCUGAUUUAGUGUGAUGUGUACUGUAUACUAUUGCAGACCCCCCUCCCCCCAUUUGAAUUCAGGUUUAGAAUGUGCAAUAGGAAAAACUGGGAGUGUAAUGUAAAUUGUUAAGCAAUUCAUUCUCAGUUAUUUUGACACAUGAACUUUCUGUUGAAUUCGUUUAAUGGCAAUGAUGAUGUGUAUUCAAGUGUUUGUUAAGUUACCAUGGUGAUGAACUUAAAAGUUAUUGUGUUGCCAAGGAGGUCAAUUUCAAGUGUAUUGUUAGGUACCAUGGUGAUAAAGUUUAAAGUGUGUUGUUGUUAGUUGCCAUGGUGAUGCAGUGCUUGUUACCAUGGUGAGAAAGUGCAAUAUCUAUGUAGAGUGUAAGACAAAUUGUAAAUAAAUACCCAAGCUACAGAUGUUUCACUAGAUCUUUGUUGACUAUUAAUUGAAAUGCACAAAAAAACAAAAUAACAAAUGAAUUAUUAAUUAAUUAAUCUAUUUGGAAACUACAUCAGGUGUUAUUUUUAACAAAGAUCUAGUUGAAAAGCUGUAUAUAUAGCCAUGUACAAAAUAAUAUAUAAUGGACAUAAAUUAACAUUGGUGACACCAUAUAUGGUUGUCACAUUUCAAUGG